Molecule: messenger RNA, 1332 nt
Organism: Pseudoliparis swirei
Lineage: Eukaryota; Metazoa; Chordata; Actinopteri; Perciformes; Liparidae
Product: ornithine decarboxylase-like
Exons: 8
Coding region: 1-1332 (443 amino acids)
Cellular component (GO): cytoplasm
Molecular function (GO): ornithine decarboxylase activity
Source: RefSeq, a predicted model, not a curated record
AUGGAGGGAUCAGUUGUGCAGGUUUUGUCCCCUGAGAAGUGUGACGUUGACAUUUUAGACGAUGGAAGGACCAUCAGAGACUUCAUAGACGAUAAAAUAAAAGAGCUUGCUUCAGCGGACAAUGAACAGCCAUUCCAUGUGGCCAAUCUGGAUAGCAUCUUUGAAAAGCACCUCAAGUGGCGUACAAACUUACCUCGAGUCAAGCCUUUCUAUGCAGUGAAGUGCAACAACGACGCCGCAGUGUUGAGGAUGAUGACUGCUCUGGACACAGGGUUCGACUGUGCUAGCAAGGUGGAGAUCCAGACGAUGCUGUCCCUCGGAGUGACACCUGACAAAAUCAUUUACGCACACACAACCAAACCGCUGUCCCACAUCAGAUAUGCCCGUACUCAUGGAGUCCAUACCAUGACUUUUGAUAGCGAGGAGGAACUCUUGAAAAUAUCUCGUUGCCACGCCAAAGCCAAAUUGGUACUCCGCAUUGCAGUGGAUGACUCUGCAUCCAAGGUAAGGCUGAGCUUGAAGUUUGGAGCCAGACUGGAGUCCGUUGCUAAGCUGCUGGGACGUGCUGGAGAUCUGGGCUUGGAGGUCAUUGGGGUCAGCUUUCAUGUAGGCAGUGGGUGCACUGACAGUUUGGCGUUCAGGCGGGCCAUCGCAGACGCCCGACGUGUCUUUGACCUUGGGAACUUGUUGGGCCUCCAGAUGAGUCUGUUGGAUAUUGGCGGAGGAUUCUCUGGGAUAGAGGACUGUCUAGUCGAAUUUGAAGAGUUUUCAGAAGUCAUUAACGCCGCACUUGAUGAAUUCUUCCCACCUGACAGUGGAGUGCAGAUCAUUGCAGAACCAGGCCGCUACUUCGUGGAUUCAGCCUUCACACUUGCAGCAAACGUCAUCGGCAAAAAAGUAAUCGCAGAUGAUUUGGACGAACAUAGCGAUGGUGAGCACAACAGCCCCGACAGACUAAUGAUGUACUACCUUAAUGAUGGAGUAUAUGGUUCCAUGAGUUACAUUAUCAAUGAUGCUGCCCACAACCGUUUGGAACCAUACCUUCACAGGGUGCUUUCAUAUUUCAAUGUCUGUGUUGUUGAGAGCAGCGAGCAGAGAUUCCGGUCUGUUCUCUGGGGUCCAACCUGCGACAGCAUCGACAAAGUAACCGACAGCUGCUGGAUCCCUGAGUUGGAUGUGGGGGACUGGCUCCUCGUCGACAACAUGGGGGCUUAUUCUGUUAGUUUGUCCACGGACUUCAACAGCUUUGAAAGAGCUCACAUUUAUCCUGUUGUGACAGCUGAGACAUGGCACACCUUAAACCUUUCUGACAUCUACAACAUCUGCAAAUGA